This is a messenger RNA of Postia placenta MAD-698-R-SB12, 2964 nucleotides long. RefSeq names its product glycosyltransferase family 15 protein. Gene Ontology annotation, cellular component: Golgi apparatus; membrane. Lineage: Eukaryota; Fungi; Basidiomycota; Agaricomycetes; Polyporales; Adustoporiaceae. The record is from RefSeq and is a predicted model, not a curated record. The transcript has 17 exons. The annotation marks the transcript as partial. Gene Ontology annotation, molecular function: alpha-1,2-mannosyltransferase activity. Gene Ontology annotation, biological process: protein O-linked glycosylation; cell wall mannoprotein biosynthetic process; protein N-linked glycosylation.
GUCUCCCGUCUCACCGGCUGGGGAACGCCUCCCCCGCCGGCCGUGCUCACCGACUACUUGCACCCCGCGCCGCCCGCCAACGCGUCCGUCCGCGCCAACGCGACCCUGCUCAUGCUCGCGCGCAACGCGGACACGGAGUCGGCCGUCCGGUCUGUGCGCGAGCUGGAGCAGUCGUUCAACCAGCGCUUCAACUAUCCCUGGGUCUUCCUCAAUGACGACGAGUUUUCCGACGACUUCAAGACGCGCAUCUCAAAUGUCGUCUCCGGCCCCGUCUCCUUCGGCCGCGUCCCCCGCGAGCACUGGGUCCAGCCCGCUUCCAUAGACGAGGACCGCGCGCGUGCAGGCCGCGAAAAGAUGGAAAAGGACGGGAUCAUCUACGGUGUGUCAGCAAACGAUUCUGCCCGGGCGCCGCACGCCCGAGCGUCCACACACGGCCCUGUCCCGCGCGCGGCUGCGGCACGACGCGGUCUGCGCAGCGGGGCGCACACCCCGCACGUCGUGCCGUCUGCGCCGUCUGUCCUGCGCCGGGUGUGCGCGCAGACUGAUCCUCAUCCUGCGCGAUCCCGGUCGGCGCGGGCGUGCGGCCUCCGCCGGAAGGGCACAACACUAGAAUCCUGCCUGCGCGGACGCGUGCACAGUGCCGACCGUGCACGCGUUGUGCCUCAAGUGAACGCGCGACAAAUGCGCGAUCUGUCCGUACCGCCGUAUCGGCCCCUGGUCGCGGACAGUCACGCAGCUGACUCCCGACUGCCGGGAUCCAUCGCCCGCGCACAUUCUUCUCCCGCCCGUGCGACGACCGUCUCUGUGCACGCCCGCCUCAGGCCCGUGGUCUGUCUGUCCACGCGCCGCACACCGCGCUCCAUUCAGCCAAACGCGUCGCGACCAGAAUUUGCCGGAGCUGGACUUCCUGCCGCCAUCACACUCAGAUGGGCGCCGCGCAAGUCGUCAGCCGUGCCCAACGCGCAAGUCGACGGGGCGGAGGCGGCUGCGGUAGAGGCGUGCGCUCCCGGCCGCAGGCGUCCCCACCAGCCAUCCCGCAUCACCCGCCCAUGUUCCGCACGCCCCGCGCCCACCUUGCGGCCGUCCUCCCUCCGCGGCGCGUCGUCCGCAUCGUCGCAGCGCGACGACUUGACCAGGCGCUGCGACGACUUGACCAAGCGCGUUCGCCGGGACGUGCAGACGGCGAGACGCAAACGCCUGCAGACUGCACAUCGCGGUGGUCAGCCUCUCCAUCCAGACAUCAAUGCCCACCACUCACCGGUCGACACGGACGCAGGACGCGACGCUCGGCCGGCCGGCCUCUGCCCAACUGCCGCAGUGGUCCCUCGCGCUCCUGCACCAGCCGUCACCUGGACCGUCCUGCGCGAUCGGUUGAUGCACACUGCGCAAGGGAGUGGUGUGCGGCGCACCUGUCAUGGCGUGCACGGCACCCAACACGAUAUGGCCGGGACGGGCGAGCGAGACAGCGGCCGGGGCACAGUUACCGCGUCGCUAGAUGGUAACUACGCGUCCCGAAACCAUGACGGCCACUCCCCGCGUCCCCAGGCCCGAAUACAUCUUUCAGUAGCUACUGCUGUCGACCAAGACUCGCUCGCAGUAGCAAUCAAACAGAGCGGGAGGUCAGAGACCGGUUGCACCAGACGAGAGUGUAGCGCAAGCGAGGCGGUAGCAUACGUACGUACACCGGGCAACCGGGCGCCGUGCGCGCUAUUGCCGUACGCAAUGGACGGCGGGCGGACUGAGAACAUGGCGAAGUGCCCCGCGGCGCGCGCGACGACCGCGGACGUUGCAAAGGAGGAGUGGGUUGUGUGCGUGACAAGCGUCGCCGCAGCUGGGGCGUGCGGCUGCUGGAGGGUGUCGAGUGCAGCGCGUUUGGUCUGGGUGACAGCCAUUACUGGCCCGCGCGUGCAGGACGCGCACUACUACAUCCGGGACGAGCGUGUUGCGCAGGGCGUCAGGCCCGCGCAUGCCGGACGGCGCGUGCAAGCCCGAGCAGUGGCUCCUGAUGAGACCCGGUCGGGGAUGACCACGACAGCGGGACUUUCAAGAUCACGCCGUGCCAGACGUUCCGGCACCACGGCGCCAUCCAGGGCCGCCUCAAGUCUCAAGUCUGCCACUCAGGAUCGUCGACAGAGCGCUCCUGGGAGAUGUGCACCGCCCUGUCUCAGCCCUACAAGCCCAGGACCUGCAGCCCGCACGCGCGCACGCAUCUGCACCCCCACUCUGUCCACGAUACCUGCGCCCGUGCCCACAUCCGCAAUCUUCCAACCCAAUCACACCCUAACGCACCCACUCGCCUAUCCUCCCGCAACACCCACGCCCGAGCUACGCGCAUCUCCGCCGGAGCGCUCGCCCAGGCUUCUCGCGCGUCGCCGCGACGCCUUCCACCACCGAAUGGGACAGCUCGGGCAGCACACAGCACACACGCCGGCGCCGCCCAACGCGCAGGAUGUGACUCCCCGGGCGCCGCACGCCCGAGCGUCCACACACGGCCCUGUCCCGCGCGCGGCUGCGGCACGAUGCGGUCUGCGCAGCGGGGCGCACACCCCGCACGUUGUGCCGUCUGCGCCGUCUGUCCUGCACCAGCGAGGAGGAUCCACCGGCCGCAAAUGGCGUGCGUUUCGCAUGUGCAAAGUGGACGGUCCCCCCAGCGACCUGCCCGCGAGGCCGGGGCCGCUCCCGGGAGAAAAAACAUUCGAAGCCCACUACGACAUUCGCGUGUGCUGCUACCGGUCGCCAUGCCCGCCCGCGCGUGCAAUGUCAGCAGGUGAUCCCAACGGUUGGCCAGUCUGCGCGAUAGGUGGCGUGCGAGCUUGCAAGCUCGCCCUCGCCCUCUACGAUACUGGCACACAGCCCGCGAAUCCGCACGCGUGCGAGCAAGACGGUGCCACGGCUAUCAGCAGCGCGUGUCGAAUCACCUGCGGGAAGCGAUAUUGCACCAGGGGCGCACCGGAAUCACCUUAG